AUGACGAUCGGACUUUGUGCGAACAUCGCACACAAUAUUGCGAACAGCGGUUCAAACGAUUCUAUGGCCUGGUCUUGGGGAUUUGGCACAAUGGCUGGUAUCUACAUAGCAGGUGGAGUCUCAGGCGGUCACCUCAAUCCGGCAAUCACUAUCAUGCUCUACGUCUUCCGUGGCUUUCCGAAAAAGAAGAUCCUGAUAUACGUCGUCGCCCAGUUGAUCGGGGCUUACAUCGGCUCGCUCGUUGCAUAUGGCAUCUAUCGCAACUGUAUCCUCAACUAUCUGGAAACCAAUCCGGAGCAAAUGACAGAUGUCUACAACUCUUUUGUCACCGACCGUAUGGAUGGUGUUGCAGAUGCUGCUUCAGGCUUCCUUACUGAGUUUGUCGCUACAGCCUUCAUCGGUGUCAUUGUAUUGGCUUUGGGUGAUGACAGCAACGCACCCCCUGGCGCAGGAAUGAACGCUUUCAUUCUUGGAUUGAUAAUUUCCAUCGAGACUAUGGCCUUUUCUGCCAGUACUGGUGCCGCUCUUAAUCCUGCUCGCGACUUGGGACCUCGCUUAGCCCUGAUCACACUUGGCUUCAGUAGACACGACAUGUUUAGUGACGGCUGGUGGAUCUAUGGUGCUUGGUGUGCAACGAUCACCGGUGCCAUUGUCGGAGCAAUUCUCUACGAUAUCGCGAUCUUUGUGGGAGGUGAAAGUCCAAUUAACUAUCCUAGAAAUAGUGUCAAGAGAGUUGGACACAAGGCCAAAGUGAGGUGGAGGCAUAGGUUCAGACGCAGAGAAAGAUAG
Messenger RNA from Aureobasidium pullulans EXF-150, 789 nucleotides. RefSeq names its product aquaporin-like protein. The coding region runs from base 1 to 789 and encodes 262 amino acids. Gene Ontology annotation, molecular function: glycerol channel activity; water channel activity. The record is from RefSeq and is a predicted model, not a curated record. Lineage: Eukaryota; Fungi; Ascomycota; Dothideomycetes; Dothideales; Saccotheciaceae. Gene Ontology annotation, cellular component: plasma membrane. Gene Ontology annotation, biological process: water transport; glycerol transmembrane transport. The transcript has a single exon.